Anthonomus grandis grandis is the source of this 3232-nucleotide messenger RNA. Its product is annotated as proteoglycan 4-like. The record is from RefSeq and is a predicted model, not a curated record. Bases 167 to 2209 code for a protein of 680 amino acids. The transcript has 13 exons. Lineage: Eukaryota; Metazoa; Arthropoda; Insecta; Coleoptera; Curculionidae.
AAGGUGGCGUGACGGCGCACGCGCAUCGACUUUUAACCAUCAACAGUGGACGCCAUAAAUGAUUUUCUAAAAUUAUUGUUUUUGCGUUGUGUAUAGUGAAUUAUUAGAGAUUUUUUUUUGUAAAAUACAAUGCUGUAAAAUCAUCUACACCAAGGAUUGAACAUUAAUGAAAUUUCGCCCAAAUCUUAUGGACCUAGUUCAACAUUCAUCAGCCAGCAGUCAGGGUAUAAAAACUAUGCAUCCACAAGGACAUUCUGCUUCCCUAACACAGCAAUCUUCACCAUACCAGACAGUCCUGCCACAAAGCUUGGCAAACAUACACUCAAAUCCCAAUAUUGCACACAAUUACUCAAACCAGCAUUCAUUUUCUUUAAAUAUGUCUUCUGGUUCACCUAACUUUAUGAAUCAGAACAAUCAAACUGCUGACCAGACUCCACCAGCAAGCAAUCAUCCAGUUGCAAACUCUUCUAUGUCUGGUCAGAGUUAUGGGUUCCAAAAAAUCAAUGCUGCACAGACUGGAAGCAAUCAAAACAAUAUUCAUGCACCCCCACAGUCUGUAGCAAAAGAAGCACCUAAAGUAACAGAACAGGCUCAGCCAGAAAAGUCUCAAGCCAAUGGAACAGUGGAAGAACAUGCUUCAGUUCCUAAAGAAAAAUCUGUUGUACCAACCACUCCACCCACUCAGAAUAAGGUACCAGAAAAGUCUCCAGCAGAGGAAAAGCAACCUCUGCCUAAAACACCUCCAACCCCGACCACUCCAACUAAACCAGAAAUUGGGGCUUUAAUACAGCCUAGCCCAGUACCAGAUAACAUUAAGAUUUCUACCCCAACUAAGACAAUUGACCCUGUUCCUGUCAGCCCAGCAAAAUCAGAUUCUGAAAAAGCAAGUAGUCAUUCUGAAGAUGUACCUGAUAAUGAUAAUGAAGAGGAUCCUUUACUCAUUACUGAGAAUGACAAAUUAACAAGCCCCGUCAAACAAGCUAGUAAUACAGAUGAUUCAGAAAUGAUAGAGGAAACCAAGGAUGACACUGAGACAACAAAGCCGGAACCUAAAGCAGAGCCUGUACAAAAAGAAACAGCCACUUUGAAAACACCUAAAGCGACUCCACGAAAAGCGAAAUCAAGAGAGCAACCGCAGACUCCUGUUGGUGCUAGUACACCCUCUGUGUCUUCAGGAAUAAGUUCGGCAAAAAGGCAAAGAAUGAGGACUCAGCACUAUCAGAGUCCCCUGCCUGAAGUGGAACUUGUUUCUAAAUUAAGCUCAAGCUUAUUGAAAAGUAAUGAUGAAAAAUUGAUGGUGUUUUACAAAAAUGAAUUUUUGGCAGUCAGAAAUGCAGAAUCUGGUUUUUAUUUGUGCCAGGCAGUCCAAAACAUUUACAAGGGAUCCUCCAAAAUCAAAAUAAGAUGGCUCUCACAAGAUAAGGAUAAGAAGGACGAUAAGGGGGAGAUAUACACUCCAGAUUUCUAUGAUACAAUCGAUUUUGAUUGUAUUUUAACGAAUCUAAAACUCAGCAAGGCAACCAAGGGCAAAUUCAUGCUGCCCACUGCUGAAAAAACCCGAACGCAAAGCAUAUUAAACCGAUCCAUUGCAGUGGAGAAAGGCGAGGAAAUUUCGUCUUCUUCUCUUACCGAAGAGCACCCCGAUGGUCUGGAUUUAUCGUUAUACCGAGAAGAGGACCAUUUGAAGAAGAGAAAAUCCAGAAAAAGGCCUCGAAAGGCCGAAACAAAAAAGGCGGUAAAAGAGCAGAAAGCGCCGUCAGAAAAAAGUCCCGAAGCCCCCAAGGUUCGGAAGGUUGAUGUACCGCUCAAGAAAGUGUUGAAAAAGAAGGUAGUACCUGUUAAGAAACCUACAAAAGUCGUGGCACCAGCAGCAGCCAAAAAAGUUGUCGCAGUAGAGGCACCAAAAAGUACAACGAGCGGCAGAAACAGUAGAACGUCAGCAAAAGUAAACAGCAAACCUGCACCAAAAACGAGUCCGGUCGUAGAUCAAAAAAAAGCCAAGGUCUUGGCCCGAAUAGGAAAGAAGGCCGCGGUGGCAGCGCCCGCAAAGACCGGCAAAACCAAUACAAAAAAUGCAAAACCCGCUAAGAAAUCGGUGGCACCAACCCCAUCCACGUCCAGUGGCAAAACCUCCAAGGCGAAAGCCAACUCCAGCUCCGUGGUAAAAGCCACAUCUUCUCGUAGUGUGAGAAAAUCCUCGCGAAAAUAGUUUAGGAACAAAAAAUCACAGUGGGCACAACAAGGUGACGUUUAACUUUUCUUAGAUAUUAGCGGUGCGCGAUUACUUAACGUUGUAAAUUUUUCACAUUUUUUAAUUAUAUUUUUGGUGGUGGUCGUUUAUUUUGGUUAAACAAAAUUAUAAACCAAGAUGAAACCGCUCCCGUGUUGAGUAACGCGCCAGCGAGUAAGUUCUUUAGUGAUUUUUUAUUGAUGUCGUUAACAUCUUUUUUUCUAUAGAUAGGUUGCGGUUCGUGCAUAUUAAUGUGUUUUUUUGUGAAGCCUAUAAUAUAAUUUAUUCAUUCACUUAAUCGGUAUUCUUGAGUCUUAUCGAGUGAACUAAUAAUAAAAAAGAGAUUGUUUAACAACGCCAGGAUAUUUUUGAUGACAAAUUUUAUACGUUAGGGCACCUUAUCCAAACUAAUCUUAAGUAUUAUUUUGUUCCCAUACGUAUGGGAAUUUAAAUGUAAUAGUAAUAUGGAUAUUUAGGAUGCAUUUGCUCAUUGUUUCGUUUGUACAUACAUUUGUAGGCAAACUUAAAACUCAACAUUUUCCGUUUAACUGGUGGUUUUUGAAGCCUAAAUUGUCAUAAUUUUUAUUAUUUAAGAAGUAGCCGUUAUGUAAUUGUAUUUGAUUCAAAAAGAUUUAUAUUUGAUUCGAAAGGCGAUAGAGGGUCUUUAUAAUAUUUUUACAGGCGUUAAGUACUUUCCCUAGAGAAAAUGUGGCUAUAUCACAGCAAUUCCUGUAAAAAUUAGAUUUAAAACCAGUUUAGAAAUCGUCGCUAUUGGUUUUAAUUUAUAAUAAUUUGCACAUUAGUGACGAGCUUUUCUUGCAAUAUCAUUCACCUUUUUGUUUUGGACAAAAUUGAACGUUGUUUUUGGGAAAUUGUAUGGAAUAUAAAAUGAGACAUUGUGUCAGGUUAAAUUGUUUAUUAUAAUUUUCUAAUAGAUAAAAAAUAAAUAAUAAGAUUUAAUGUAUAUGUAUAUUGUCAUUUGAUUAAAGACUAUGGAAAAUA